GUACAAUUUCGGGAUUUGGCAGGAUGUAACGAACGUGUAAGAAACAGAGCGCGUCCUUCUCACCGUGUGCGAUAAUCGACAACAAGCAGCGCGACAACAACAAAACAACAAAAAAUAUAAUAAAAAAAAAAAAAAAUCCGUAAAAAUCUAACAAAUCGUUUGGAUCAAUUUUCGAGUGAUAUAACAAAGUAUCUUAAGAAAUAGCUAAGAUACAUGCAUAAAAGAAAUCCCGGCAAAGUGAUUUUAGUCAAGUUGAGAAAGCAAAAACCAAAUCGUCGGAAUCUUCGGCUUGCCUCGGUUCUACAUCGCCCCCCCCAACGCCUCCCCCUUUUGUUGUACUCGUAUGUGUACUUGUUUUUGUGAGCGUGUUUUGCCGCAAGCCGGUUAAAAAUUUUUGCCAUAAUUACACCCACCCACAAUAAGGGUUAAAAUUCUCGCGAAACGUAAUUAACAAAGAACAAAUAAUGCCAACGAUACCUAAAAUACCUGGCAGAUGAAUCGGAAAUCAAGCGGCUAACAGCAUUAAAUCACAACAGAAAUACAUAAAUCAAUAAGAGAAACAAAUAAACUGCAUAUCUCAGAUUAUAUUUUAGAUAUAAAUGAUAUAAAUAUAAGAGUUCUUUAAGUAUUAAGUUCAAGCUUAGGCAGGUAAAUGUAUUUGGUCAGAUAAGUAACAACAGCUUCCCUCCACAUGGUAACCAUAAAAUGAUGGCGAUAUCAUCGCUGCGACAACUGUAAUAAACUCAACUUGGCGAUUGGCAACACAACACAACACAAUGUCGACAACAAUCAAUAUGUGUGAUCAACGACGACAACAACAACAACUUUUACAACUGAAUGCGACGUGACGACAACAAUUGCAAAUAUUUAUAACGCAUACGACAUGUUGGUAUCAUGCCAAUAAUGAUGAUGACAUCGCAUUUACUAACACGUCUUGUAAUAUCCGAUGAUUUUCGGCUUGCGAAAAUGUAUUUAACGAACGAUUGAAACACUGAUAACUUAACUGCGUCUAAAAACCAACAUAAAAUCGACAACAAUUACAAAUCUCACACGCACCUUCGACACACUUUACUCACAAACACACACACACACAAUCUGCACUAUCCCACUUUCACAAAAAAAACAACAAACCCACUUGAAACAAAUUGUUUGUGUUGAUUUUUCCUAUCGACUUUCCAUCUCGGCACCUGCAGCAAAAGCUAAAGUGCCAUCGAGCGAGUGAGUGAGUCCGUCAGCCAAAGAGUAAGUCUGACAGAGACGAAAGCCUGUGUAAAUAAAAGCAUUUAAAAUUAUUAAGCAUUGUUGUUGUUGUUACCAACUGUCGUCGACCCCCUAAAAUUUCCGGCCACUCAAAUAUAGCGAAAUAAUGGGUCUGCAGGUGACAGCAGCCAGUCCAAUUGCAGCUUCCAGCCUAUUUGUGUUGUUCUUGCUCACCUGGACGCCCCCAAUCGUCGAUGCAGCCCAUGCGAAUUAUUCGGAUAUACCAUAUAUACAAUAUCUGACACAUCCACCGGAGAUCAUCAGGAAGCCGCAAAAUCAGGGCGUUCGAGUGGGCGGCGUGGCGAGCUUUUAUUGUGCGGCACGCGGAGAUCCCCCGCCAUCGAUUGUGUGGCGCAAGAAUGGCAAAAAAGUUUCGGGAACCCAGUCGCGUUACACGGUGCUGGAACAGCCCGGCGGGAUUUCCAUACUCCGAAUCGAGCCAGUACGGGCGGGACGCGAUGAUGCCCCCUACGAGUGUGUGGCCGAGAACGGCGUGGGCGAUGCCGUUUCCGCAGAUGCAACUUUAACCAUCUAUGAAGGCGAUAAAACACCCGCAGGCUUUCCGGUUAUAACGCAGGGUCCAGGCACUCGCGUCAUUGAAGUGGGUCACACGGUCCUCAUGACAUGCAAAGCCAUCGGCAAUCCGACGCCGAACAUUUACUGGAUUAAGAACCAGACAAAGGUUGAUAUGAGCAAUCCCCGCUACUCACUUAAAGACGGCUUCCUACAAAUCGAAAACAGCCGCGAGGAGGAUCAAGGCAAAUACGAAUGUGUGGCUGAGAAUUCCAUUGGCACAGAGCACUCGAAAGCCACGAAUUUGUAUGUGAAAGUCCGUCGUGUUCCGCCCACUUUCUCCCGCCCCCCAGAGACCAUCAGUGAGGUGAUGUUGGGCUCCAAUCUGAAUCUAUCCUGUAUUGCCGUUGGCUCACCCAUGCCGCAUGUCAAGUGGAUGAAGGGCUCUGAAGAUCUGACACCCGAGAAUGAGAUGCCUAUAGGUCGAAAUGUCUUGCAAUUGAUAAAUAUUCAAGAGAGCGCCAAUUACACUUGCAUAGCAGCCUCCACUUUGGGGCAAAUUGAUUCCGUUUCGGUGGUUAAAGUGCAAUCUCUUCCCACUGCACCCACCGAUGUGCAAAUAUCCGAGGUGACCGCCACUUCGGUGCGUCUGGAGUGGUCUUACAAGGGUCCCGAGGACUUGCAGUACUACGUCAUCCAGUACAAGCCGAAGAAUGCCAACCAGGCCUUCAGCGAGAUUAGCGGCAUCAUCACCAUGUACUAUGUGGUCCGUGCAUUGAGUCCCUAUACGGAGUACGAGUUCUACGUGAUAGCCGUGAACAAUAUUGGACGUGGACCGCCAUCGGCACCGGCGACUUGUACCACCGGCGAUUUCUCAUUCGGUGGCACAAAAAUGGAAAGUGCACCACGUAAUGUUCAAGUGCGCACGCUGAGCUCGUCCACGAUGGUUAUUACUUGGGAACCACCAGAGACGCCCAAUGGACAAGUGACCGGCUACAAGGUGUACUACACGACGAACUCGAAUCAGCCGGAGGCGUCGUGGAACUCGCAGAUGGUCGACAACAGCGAACUGACGACGGUUUCCGAGCUGACGCCCCACGCCAUCUACACGGUGCGGGUUCAGGCAUACACCUCCAUGGGAGCCGGUCCGAUGUCCACGCCGGUCCAGGUGAAGGCCCAGCAAGGUGUGCCAUCGCAACCGAGCAAUUUCCGGGCAACCGAUAUCGGCGAGAACGCAGUCACAUUGCAAUGGACAAAGCCGACGCAUUCCAGCGAGAAUAUCGUUCAUUACGAGCUCUACUGGAAUGACACAUAUGCCAAUCUGGCCCAUCAUAAACGCAUUUCCAACUCAGAAGCUUAUACCCUCGAUGGUUUAUAUCCCGAUACCCUGUUCUAUAUCUGGUUGGCGGCAAGGUCACAGAGGGGCGAGGGGGCCACCACCCCGCCGAUUCCAGUUCGCACCAAGCAAUAUGUACCAGGUGCACCGCCUCGAAAUAUCACCGCCAUAGCGACCAGUUCGACGACUAUAUCUUUGAGCUGGCUGCCGCCGCCCGUCGAAAGAUCGAACGGUCGGAUCGUAUACUAUAAGGUGUUCUUCGUGGACGUGGGUCGCGAAGAUGAUGAGGCCACCACGAUGACCCUCAAUAUGACCAGCGUUGUGCUGGACGAGCUGAAGCGCUGGACCGAAUACAAGAUCUGGGUCCUGGCCGGCACCUCCGUCGGCGAUGGUCCUCGAUCGCAUCCGAUCAUAUUGCGAACCCAAGAGGAUGUGCCCGGCGAUCCACAAGAUGUUAAGGCCACGCCCCUGAACUCCACAUCGAUCCACGUGAGCUGGAAGCCGCCUCUAGAAAAGGACAGGAAUGGCAUCAUCCGGGGUUAUCAUAUACAUGCCCAGGAAUUGAGAGAUGAGGGCAAGGGCUUCCUCAACGAGCCCUUCAAGUUCGAUGUGGUGGACAUGCUGGAGUUCAAUGUGACUGGUCUGCAGCCGGACACCAAGUACUCCAUCCAGGUGGCCGCUUUGACCCGCAAAGGCGAUGGCGAUCGGAGUGCGGCGAUUGUGGUGAAAACCCCGGGAGGCGUUCCCAUUCGACCAACGGUGAGUCUGAAGAUCAUGGAGCGGGAACCGAUUGUCUCCAUCGAACUGGAGUGGGAGCGACCGGCGCAGACUUACGGCGAACUGAGGGGCUAUCGCCUUCGCUGGGGAGUCAAGGAUCAAGCUCUCAAGGAGGAGAUGCUCUCAGGACCUCAGUUGACCAAGAAACGCUUCGACAAUCUGGAACGCGGCGUGGAGUACGAAUUCCGAGUGGCGGGCAGCAAUCACAUUGGCAUCGGUCAGGAAACAGUGAAAAUAUUCCAGACCCCAGAAGGAACACCAGGUGGACCGCCCUCGAACAUCACCAUUCGCUUCCAAACCCCGGACGUUCUAUGCGUCACCUGGGAUCCACCAACCAGGGAGCAUCGCAAUGGCAUUAUCACCCGCUACGACGUGCAGUUUCACAAGAAGAUCGAUCAUGGUUUGGGUUCCGAACGGAAUAUGACGCUCCGCAAGGCGGUCUUCACGAAUCUCGAAGAGAACACGGAGUACAUAUUCCGAGUGAGAGCCUACACGAAACAGGGAGCAGGGCCCUUCAGCGAAAAGAUGAUCAUCGAAACGGAGAGGGACAUGGGUAGAGCUCCAAUGUCCUUGCAGGCGGAGGCAACCUCUGAGCAAACGGCGGAAAUUUGGUGGGAACAGGUGACGAGUCGUGGAAAGCUCCUGGGUUACAAGAUCUUCUACACAAUGACCGCCGUCGAGGAUCUGGACGAUUGGCAAACGAAAACGGUGGGACUCACGGAAUCCGCUGAUCUCGUUAACCUAGAGAAAUUUGCUCAAUAUGCGGUGGCAAUUGCAGCGAGAUUUAAGAAUGGAUUGGGGCGACUAAGUGAGAAGGUAACGGUGCGCAUAAAACCGGAGGAUGUGCCAUUGAAUCUGCGUGCCCACGAUGUCAGCACCCAUUCGAUGACCCUCAGCUGGUCACCUCCGAUCCGCUUGACUCCCGUGAACUACAAGAUCAGCUUCGAUGCCAUGAAGGUGUUCGUGGACUCGCAGGGAUUCUCGCAGACGCAGAACGUCCAGAAGCGUGAGAUUCUCCUCAAGCACUAUGUGAAAACGCACACGAUCAACGAACUGAGUCCCUUCACCACCUACAAUGUGAACGUGAGUGCCAUUCCCUCGGAUUACUCCUACCGACCGCCCACCAAGAUCACAGUCACCACUCAAAUGGCUGCUCCACAGCCGAUGGUCAAGCCGGAUUUCUACGGCGUGGUUACUGGCGAGGAGAUCCUGGUGAUUCUGCCGCAGGCCUCCGAGGAGUACGGACCCAUCUCUCACUACUACUUGGUGGUAGUGCCGGAGGACAAGUCCAAUCUGCACAAGAUACCCGAUCAGUUUCUCACCGAUGACUUGUUGCCGGGUCGGAAUAAACCGGAGCGUCCGAAUGCCCCCUACAUUGCAGCCAAGUUCCCCCAGCGCUCGAUUCCCUUCACCUUCCACUUGGGAUCGGGAGAUGAUUACCACAACUUCACCAAUCGCAAGUUGGAGAAGGAGAAGCGCUAUCGCAUCUUCGUGCGUGCAGUGGUGGACACUCCGCAGAAGCAUCUCUACACUUCGAGUCCGUUCUCUGAGUUUCUAUCGCUGGACAUGCGGGAAGCGCCGCCGGGUGAACGACCCCACCGACCGGAUCCCAACUGGCCAUCCGAGCCGGAGGUCUCUGUGAAUCGCAACAAGGACGAACCUGAGAUCCUAUGGGUGGUUCUCCCCCUGAUGGUAUCCACCUUUAUUGUAUCCACUGCCUUGAUUGUUCUCUGUGUGGUGAAGCGUCGCCGGCAACCUUGCAAGACUCCCGAUCAGGCAGCGGUGACUCGACCACUGAUGGCCGCCGAUUUGGGUGCGGGUCCCACGCCCAGUGAUCCCGUGGAUAUGCGAAGGCUGAACUUCCAGACACCCGGAAUGAUCUCCCAUCCGCCGAUUCCCAUUUCGGAGUUCGCCAACCACAUCGAACGGCUCAAGUCCAACGACAAUCAGAAGUUCUCGCAGGAGUACGAGAGCAUCGAGCCGGGUCAGCAGUUCACCUGGGACAACUCCAAUCUGGAGCACAAUAAAUCGAAGAAUCGCUAUGCCAACGUGACCGCCUACGAUCAUUCCCGCGUCCAAUUGCCGCCGGUGGAGGGAGUAGCGGGUUCGGAUUACAUCAAUGCCAACUACUGCGAUGGCUAUCGGAAGCACAAUGCCUAUGUGGCCACCCAGGGACCGCUGCAGGAGACCUUCGUGGACUUCUGGCGCAUGUGCUGGGAGCUCAAGACGGCGACGAUUGUGAUGAUGACGCGGCUGGAGGAGCGAACGCGCAUCAAGUGCGAUCAGUAUUGGCCGACACGAGGAACGGAGACCUACGGCCAGAUAUUUGUGACCAUCACGGAGACCCAGGAGCUGGCCACCUACAGCAUUCGCACGUUCCAGCUGUGCCGGCAGGGCUUCAACGAUCGCCGCGAGAUCAAGCAGCUGCAGUUCACCGCCUGGCCGGAUCACGGUGUCCCCGAUCAUCCGGCUCCCUUCCUGCAGUUCCUCCGCCGCUGUCGCGCCCUCACACCUCCCGAAUCCGGACCCGUGAUCGUUCACUGCUCGGCGGGAGUGGGUCGCACCGGGUGCUACAUCGUCAUCGAUUCGAUGCUGGAGCGCAUGAAGCACGAGAAGAUCAUCGACAUCUAUGGGCAUGUCACUUGUUUGCGGGCGCAGCGGAAUUACAUGGUGCAGACGGAGGAUCAGUACAUCUUCAUACACGACGCCAUCCUGGAGGCCAUCAUCUGUGGGAUGACCGAGGUGCCGGCACGCAAUCUGCACACCCACCUGCAGAAGCUGCUGAUUACGGAACCCGGCGAGAGCAUCUCGGGCAUGGAGAUCGAGUUCAAGAAGCUGUCCAACGUCAAGAUGGACUCGUCCAAGUUCGUCACUGCGAAUCUGCCGUGCAACAAGCACAAGAACCGGCUCGUUCACAUCCUUCCCUACGAAUCCAGUCGCGUCUACCUGACCCCCAUCCAUGGCAUCGAGGGCAGUGACUAUGUGAACGCCAGCUUCAUCGACGGCUAUCGCUAUCGGAACGCCUACAUCGCCGCCCAGGGUCCUGUGCAGGAUGCCGCCGAGGACUUUUGGCGCAUGCUCUGGGAGCACAACUCCACCAUUGUGGUCAUGCUGACCAAGCUCAAGGAAAUGGGCAGGGAGAAAUGCUUCCAGUACUGGCCACAUGAGCGAUCCGUGCGCUAUCAGUAUUAUGUCGUGGAUCCCAUUGCGGAGUACAAUAUGCCGCAGUACAAGCUGCGUGAGUUCAAGGUCACCGAUGCACGAGACGGAUCCUCGCGCACUGUGCGCCAGUUCCAGUUCAUAGAUUGGCCGGAGCAGGGAGUGCCCAAGUCGGGCGAGGGCUUCAUCGACUUCAUCGGUCAGGUGCACAAGACCAAGGAGCAGUUUGGCCAGGACGGACCCAUCACCGUCCACUGUUCGGCGGGCGUGGGCCGGUCGGGUGUGUUCAUCACCCUGAGCAUUGUCCUGGAGCGGAUGCAGUACGAGGGAGUCCUCGAUGUCUUCCAGACAGUGCGCAUCCUGCGCUCCCAGCGACCGGCUAUGGUGCAAACCGAGGACCAAUACCACUUUUGCUAUCGCGCUGCAUUGGAAUACUUGGGCUCAUUCGACAACUAUGCAAACUGAGGGCACUAAACCUCCGGAUUGAAGAACCCCUUCGACCCUGCGUUCGUUGCAUACUGAUUUCGAACUCUACGCAUAAUACGCAUUUACGAUAUACACGGAUAUCAUAAACUCUAAAGUAUUAUAGCCAGCUACUGCCCACACUUACUUAAUACACCUAUACUUAUAUACGUGGAUAUGUUUAGUUGAUAAGUGCAUUCCCCGGCAGCAGAUGCAGAUUAUCUCACCAUUAGCGAUUAUUUCCGGGGGCCCUUCGGUCUUUUACUGCGUUUUGCGUUUGAUUUAAUUGAUAAUGUAAACUUAAAAAGACUGUUACACGUUUAAUUAUCAGAAAUGAAUAUAUCAGCCCAUAUAUACUUCUAUAUGUGCGUCAAGUUUUUGCUCGCUAAACGAAGGAGGAAGUCAAUCAACUUGUUGUUCGUGGAAACUGCCGCCAGAAUGGCCAUGGAUUAGGGCAAACCACUGGAAACCGAUACAUAUUUGAACUAAGGACUUGGUAGAUAUUAGUCUUACCGCCUAACUCGAAUCUCGAACGAAAGGAUAGGGUCGAAAGUAGAAACCAUUUGAACGAAAUCGCAAACUUCUGGCGUUCGCCAUUAUAAUAUAGAGACGUAUUAAGUAAUACAAUCAAUCGAGUGCAGCUAUGUUAAUCAGUUUUUAUGCCUAGGUUGUUGGAUAACCAAUAUAAACAAUCCGUGCAAUUAGUCAAAAGUCUUGCCGAGUGCAUAUUAAAUAAGGCAGCUAGUUUCUAAAAUAAGUUUUCAAACACGACUUGCGUUUUGAUCUCCCUUAAACAAGAUGACGAACUUGGAGGACUGAUCGAUUUUGUGCAGCUAACAGACGGUUUUAAUUUUGUAAACGUAACUUCCAGCUGAUCGGCUAAUUGGAACUUUAACCUCAUUCAUUCCCACGGCUCCUUUUCAUUUACCCAGUACAUUCCUGUAUAUACCACACUUUAUACCCAAGCAAGCUAGCCACGUAUGUACGAGUAUGUGUAAUUUAGAUCGAAAAGCUAAACAAUUAUUGUACCUAAGGUGUAUGAAAGCAUAGAUAAUAACCAAGCGAACAGAACAGAUUAGAAUGAUAACUGUAGAUAUGUACUGUAGCAUAUAAUUUUUACCAUAAAAUAUAGCAGCACACGCAAGGAUAAAGGAUAAAACGAGACACUGGCAAUAGGUCUUAAGGUACACAAAGAUGUAUAUAACUGAUAAGCUGUUUUGCAGAACGUUUGAAUUCGGCCUCGUAUUUAUACAUAAAUAUAUAAAGAAAAAGUUAGCAAGCAAAUGCUUAAAAGCAAACACUAAAUUAUUAGCUGAAACACAUGUUAAACAACAAUAGUCAUAUGUAAACUAAAUAUUUAUACGAAAUAAAUGUAUUUGUUAUAACUACUUUAGCGCGUUGCCCCUGCCAAUUGGAUCGGAAGUGUUAGCAAGUAGUUAAUUGUGCGGCGAUGUUGGCCGGCUGGGCAUGUUUGGAAUAAAACAAGAGAUACAAAAUUAAACUAUAGCGCUAGCAACAAUAGAUGUCUAGAUAAAGAUAUUCCCGCAGGGUGUUGCAAUCGUAUUAAACAUAACGUAUAAAUCAAUUGAAAAGUAUAUUGUAUAUUACACAAAUUUGUCGGCUUGUCAAAUUUUGUUAAAAUAUAAAUUGUUUUAUAUAUUUUACCAAAUAGAAAGAUAUAACAAUUUUAAAGGUAACAUGAUACACAGACAAGCAAACAUUAUAAUGAUUAUACUAAUCAAGCAACAGAUGAGCGUAUGUAUUUCGCAUUAAUGUAUGAGUAAGAAUAUCAUAUUAUGUUAAAAAGUACCAUACAAAUAAUAUAUCAUUUUCAAAAAACUGCAAAACCGAAUGAAAAAGAAAUAAUAAAUGACGAAAUAAAAUAA
This is a messenger RNA of Drosophila ficusphila, 9393 nucleotides long. RefSeq names its product tyrosine-protein phosphatase Lar (gene Lar). Lineage: Eukaryota; Metazoa; Arthropoda; Insecta; Diptera; Drosophilidae. Gene Ontology annotation, molecular function: protein binding; protein tyrosine phosphatase activity. Gene Ontology annotation, biological process: protein dephosphorylation. The transcript is spliced from 20 exons. Bases 1367 to 7510 code for a protein of 2047 amino acids. The record is from RefSeq and is a predicted model, not a curated record.